AUGGUGGUCGGCUCAGCACCCGCGGCCCCGGGCCCCUGGUCGGGUGGCUGCAGGCCCCAGAAAAAACGUCCGAAGUACCCACGUGAAGCUACCCUCUCCCCAUCUACGCAGCCCAAACUGCAGUCUCCCGAGUUUUCGAGUAAGGAUCUAAUUCUAGAGCUCCAGAGCCGCGCACCCUGGAGCAGGAGCCUAAUUCCAACUCGGUACCGCGGCGGGGAGUGGAUUGAGAUCCACACCUCUCUCCGUGGCCCGCCUCUGUGUCCACCUUGCCCUCCUUCUCCACCCUGGGAGCUAGAGAUGGGAUGCCUCCAUAGAGUCCCUCAGGUGCUGCGGCCUUUGAUCCACGUCCGCAUCUCCGUGAGGAGUCUACCCGAACCGCAGAAAUUGCACUCUCGAGGAUCCCCCGGGGAAGCGGAAUCCCCGGGGUGGAGACUAGCUGCUUGGAUCCCACUCUGCCCUCUUCGUUGCCCGGGGCCCUACGGUGUCCCUCAAACCUUCACGCUGCUGGUCCCCGGAAGCUGGCCAUCCAGAAAGCAGCAAGUUUCCACUAGGGAUCUCAGCCCAGAGGCUGCCACUGCUAACCAGUUUGUCCAGCCAGGGAGGACCAGAGGGUCUGUAAGUGAAGACAGCACCUCCUUCUCUCCCCCCAUAAAUAUAGGAAGGAACAGAAUGAAAGGGGAACCCGAGGAAGACAUUCUCUCUGCCCCAUACCAGAGCCAGACAUGCCAAGGUCAGACAGAUGUGGGGGGUGCUGGGACCACCCCAUCCCUUACCCCCAGCCUGGAUGAACACCAGGGCCAGAGUAACCAGGUUUAUCAGCCUUUUAAGGAGUACCUUUCCAGGACAGAAGCUUCCGACUCUCAUUGUACUGCUAGCUGGAUGUACUCUACAAAACCAGUCUCUGCUUUGCCCACCCUGCUGGCCUGCCCAGAGCCCCUUAACCUCUACACCUGCAACCCGAGGCCCAACCCCCUGGGUACUGCCCUGGGAGGCCCGACUCUGAUGCCUCCUCUUCCCCUAGAACACAAGACCUCAAGGCCAAUUCUGGUCUCCACUGAUGACCCUAAACUCACAACCACAUGCCUUCUGGGCAAGAAGAAGGCAGAGAGUGAACAAAGGAGCCCUGCCCCUCCCGUGUCACAUCCCAGCCCAGCUCCCAUUCCCCUCAACAUGAAGUUCCCAUUGAGGCCCCGCCCUUUAUGUCCUGCCUGCCCCCUUCUCUUGCCUAGUAAGCCAUUAUCCUCACUGGAGAUGUGCCCCUUCGCCUAUGGUCCCCCCUACCCUGAUCUCUUUCUCCCAUCCCUGGCCACCCCCUAUCCUGGAAGAGCUGGCCAGCUGGUGCUCCCUGAUGGACCAUACUCCCUUGGUGCUCACUCCGCUCUGCACCUCGGGCCUCGGCCGACCCUCUCUUCACCCUUACCUGACCGGCUGUGGCCCACAACUGAGGCCAGGGAUGAGAGCUCUUCACCUUCCCAGUGCUGCUCAACAGGGCUGGACUCGGAGGCUGCUGCAAGCAAAGCUGGCAGGAUCCUCCCCUCAGGCACCGCGGUCCUGCCCUAUCCACUGAAGACAGAGAAUGGCACCGUCUUGUACAAGUGUAAUACCUGUGCCAAGGGUUUCAGGCAGCUCUCCAAUCUCAAGGUCCACUUUCGAGUCCAUAGCGGAGAACGCCCCUUUCAAUGUCCUAUUUGUAAGAAGAGCUUCAUCCAGCUAGCCCACCUGCAGAAACACCAGCUGGUCCAUUCAGGGGAGAGGCCUUACCAGUGCUCGGUUUGCCACAGAUGUUUCAGCAGCACCAGCAGCCUCCAGACUCACCUGCGGCUGCACUCAGCGGCCCGGCCUUUCCUUUACACACCAUGCCCCAGACAUGGAGACCAGUCCAUUGGGCACUAGGGUCCCGACCUUCGAGUAGCUAGCAGCGUAGUAGAGGGGAUCUUGUGCACGAACUGCUAUAACACAAGUCAGAACGAGAAGAGUGUGCAGAAUUCAGAGAGGACCGAUGGGGCAGAAGGGGGCGAAGGAACAUCAGAUACAGCUGGGAUCUUGGGAUUUUUAAAAGGUCAGAAGCCCAUAUUAGAGCUUGCCUUUAGAAGCAGACCCUGGGAAAGUCCCGGCAACCCGCUGGAAGAGCUGGUAGAAGGAUCCAAGAGUUUAUAA
Messenger RNA from Phascolarctos cinereus (koala), 2157 nucleotides. The record is from RefSeq and is a predicted model, not a curated record. NCBI's taxonomy places the organism in Eukaryota, Metazoa, Chordata, Mammalia, Diprotodontia, Phascolarctidae.